Nannospalax galili (Upper Galilee mountains blind mole rat) is the source of this 580-nucleotide messenger RNA. RefSeq names its product 60S ribosomal protein L37a-like. Gene Ontology annotation, biological process: translation. Gene Ontology annotation, molecular function: structural constituent of ribosome. Gene Ontology annotation, cellular component: ribosome. The record is from RefSeq and is a predicted model, not a curated record. Bases 146 to 580 code for a protein of 144 amino acids. Lineage: Eukaryota; Metazoa; Chordata; Mammalia; Rodentia; Spalacidae. The transcript has 2 exons.
AUUGUAAAGUAAGAGAGAAGGAUGUGAAGAUACUUUUUUUUUCCUGUAUAGAUUAACGUUAGGGAUUCCUUUCAAAGCUAGAAGAGUGGUUUUCUGUAGUUGGUCAGGGCAGAGGAUUACAACAUAAUAGGCCAGGUGUUUCUGUAUGGGAUUGAAGCUAAGUUCCUGGAGGCAGAUGGAUCAUGAAAUCCUAUUACGAGGCUCAAGCCCAGGUCAUGAAGACAUGGCUAAAUGUACCAAGAAGGUUGGGAUCAUGGGUAAAUAUGGGACCCACUAUGGAGCCUCCCUCUGGAAAAUGGUGAAGAAAAUUGAAAUCAGCCAGCAUGCCAAGUAUACUUGCUCCUUCUGUGGCAAGACCAAGAUGAAGAGAUGGGCUGUUGGCAUCUGGCACUGUGGUUUCUGCAUGAAAACAGUGGCUGGUAGAGCCUGGACCUACAGCACCACCUCCGCUGUCAUGGUCAAGUCUGCCAUCAGAAGACUGAAGGAACUGAAAGACCAACAGAAGCACUGCCAUUUGGGACAUCCCCAGCCUGCAAUAAAUGGGUUAAUUUAUGUGACAAAAAUAAUCUUAUGUAUGUGA